Molecule: messenger RNA, 1363 nt
Organism: Hyalella azteca
Lineage: Eukaryota; Metazoa; Arthropoda; Malacostraca; Amphipoda; Hyalellidae
Product: pancreas transcription factor 1 subunit alpha
Exons: 3
Coding region: 1-801 (266 amino acids)
Biological process (GO): regulation of transcription by RNA polymerase II; developmental process
Molecular function (GO): protein dimerization activity; DNA-binding transcription factor activity, RNA polymerase II-specific; RNA polymerase II transcription regulatory region sequence-specific DNA binding
Source: RefSeq, a predicted model, not a curated record
AUGUAUAACGCUGCAGCUGCAGGCCCUACAGCUGCGUCGCUCAUGUGGGACGCAGCGUCUACAUCUGCAGCGCUGGCGCACCACUACCCUGCUGCCCACGACGCCUUCGCCGCUGCUGCUGCUGCCCUGCCACUGCACGACCUCUGGCAGGCACAUAACCCCUUCAGGGGGCCGUGUGUCGUGGCACACAGGUACAGCAGCAACAGCGGAGGCUCAGGCCUGGCAAGCAGCAGCAGCAGCAGUAGCGGCAGCACCGCCGCGGGGGGAGGAGUCAAGAAGGUGCGCAGGCGGGUGCCCACAAUUGCACAGCGACGCGCCGCCAACAUCAGAGAGCGCCGUAGGAUGUUCAGUCUCAACGAAAGUUUCGAUCAGUUGCGCAGGAAGGUGCCAACUUUCGCAUACGAGAAGCGCUUGUCCCGCAUCGAGACCCUGAGGCUGGCCAUCACUUACAUCUCCUUCAUGACAGAGUUGCUUGCUAGUGAAGAGGCAGCAUCGGUCAUUAGCACCACCACUGCACCAUUACCUUCCCGCAGCAACAACAGCAGCACUAGCGGCAUCAGCAGCCCAGAUAACAUCAACUGCUUCAGUAACGUCAACAGCAAUAAUAAUAACAUUUCCAGCAGCAAGAGUAACAACAGUAUUGGUAGAGGUACACCUUGUAGUGGAACACCAGCAAUAUCUUCUUCUUCUAUAAGCAGCAGUACAGAAAAUAAUGAGAACGAUGCAGUGGCAGGACAGGUACGGAACUACACAGAUUUGAACUGCCACAAUAAACGCAGUACCCACGUUAACUUCAUUUAAGUUCUCACGCAACCUUCUCCUCAUUAGAAACUUCAUAUUACAAAAAUACCUUAAUUUUCACCUUAUUUAUUAUGAAAAUCUAAAUACUCGACUAUCAUGUAUUGUACUUGUAUUAAUUGUAAUAGGGGCAAUAUUUUUGUCCCAGCAGAACAACAUUUUCCAAAAAUAUCUCCAAAUAUAUUGCUGGUUUAGGCUUGUUUGAGUGGUCUUGUGACUGGUAAAUUUGCGUGUUACAAAUGUGUUUUAAUGCAUAUACAUAUUAAUUGUGUAUAAAUUUCAAUGAUAUAUAUGUACCAUACAAUUUUGUAGGGUAAAGAAAUAGAGUUAAGAGAAGGGACCUGCAUAUCAAUUUGUGUCUUCCGAUUUCAAUUGUAAACAUAAGUAAGUUAGUUUGGAGAACACUCUUCAUUAAUUCUGUAAUUUCUAGUCAACAUAGUCCAAAUAUAGUAGAGAUAAGCUCUUAUGAUAUAGUAUGAUAAGCUCUUAUUUACUGUACAUUCUAAUGCUGUAAGCUUCCAGUAAACCUAUUAAUAACUUCAAAUUAGAGUUAAUGUAUUUUAAU